This is a messenger RNA of Alternaria triticimaculans, 1260 nucleotides long. RefSeq lists its product as uncharacterized. The transcript has a single exon. NCBI's taxonomy places the organism in Eukaryota, Fungi, Ascomycota, Dothideomycetes, Pleosporales, Pleosporaceae. The record is from RefSeq and is a predicted model, not a curated record. The coding region runs from base 1 to 1260 and encodes 419 amino acids.
AUGGCCGAUAAGUGCAGCCCCAACGACCGCACCCUCAACUCCCGCGUCUCCAAGACACACAUCACCUACCUGUCUGUUCAUACCCAUCGCGAGCCACAUCCAGCUGUCCGAACGACGAAGAAGCGCGAUAAGACACCUCGCCGAAUAGACGUCCACCCCCCUCCCCUUACCAGCUCAAGCUCGAUGCACAAACACUUCGACAUUCGCUUCGCGCGACAUAAGUCCACCUGGCGGUCCAUAGCACACGGCUUUGUGGAGCAGCAACAAGAAAAGUUGAGGGAUGCGGAAGAGGAUGAGAUGGAGUGCGAAUACGAUACUAUGGACCAACUGGCCGCGUUUGAGGCGAGCGGUGGGGUGUUUGGUAGUCCGCCUGCCUCUGCCGCGUCGUCGCCCUCGUCGUCUCCAAGUAGUGAUACUACUGGAAGUUUGGCUGGGUCUUGGAGCACCGCGUCGUCCUUCAGUGCGAGUACGCUCGCCAGUUCACUGGCAUCACAGCCCAGCGUGGCGGCAUUCAAUGCUGCUACAAGCAGCUCAAGCGCAGACAACAGCGGAAUGUCCUCGCCAGAGGUCGACAUGAUCGAUGCUUCCGACGAGUAUGAAAGCCAUGUCGCCGCCGCGCCCACAGUUGUCACAACUCCCACACCCGCACCACCACCCUCGCAGCCGCCACAUCCCGUGACCACGGCCCCCAUCGCCGCGGUCAACCCACCCCUCUUCUCAGGCUUAGGCUACCUACCAUCCAAACCCCUACCAACCGAAAAGGCGACAAUAAUAGCCAAACUCCCUUCCAAACCGCGCUUAAAAACACCCUCUCCCUCUCUACCCCCCAAAUCCGCAUCUAAACCCGACGUCGAACUAGGCAUGGGCUCCUUCUCCGCCUCAAAAAUCACCAAUUCCGCCGCCCUCGUCUCCGCGUUCUGUAACCCACAUUUCAAGCAGUUCUUCUCGGAUGAGAUGAAAGCGCUACAAACCUGCUUACUGAAGAAACAAAAGGGAAUUUGUGGAUCUGAUCUGGUUUAUCUUAAUAGGUCGCUAAAGUGGGUCAUCGAUGCCGCGGAGGCAAAGUGGUUUCAUCCAGACAUUGACUUUGAGAGCGAUGAUGUGGCGGAUUGGAGGGGGAAGUUGAAUGUUUUUAUGGAGGUUUUGGGGGGUGAGGUGGUUGGGGUUGCGAAGGAUACGAAGGAGAGGAUUGAGAAGGUGUUUGGGUUGUUUGCUGAUGAGGAGGGGGUUAAUGAGGGGUUUGGAGAGGAGGCGGGAUGA